CUCGAUUCGUCCUCUUCUUCCCUACUCUCUCUCUCGCUGUCUCUCUUGUCUCUUUGUCGCUCUCUGUUCCUGGCUAUAAGAGGCCUCUUCUCUUACUCCAACCACAUAGUAAUCCCCAUUCUCUUUCUCCACACAGUUAUCACUUGCUUUUCCAAGUUCUCUCUCUUUUUGGUCCAUUUCAUAAACAUAAUCCAUUGGAAAGUGGGUAUAGCGAUAUGGCUCUGAAUCUGCACUCGCCGACGGAAAUCAAGGCUAUCUCCUUCUUGGAGACCUCUAAAUCCAACCACAACCUCCUCAAGCUUCAAGGUGGAUUAGCUUUGAAGAGGAAGGCCAAUGGAGUGGUAUAUGGGAAAAGAAUACAUUGCUCAGUACAGGGUCCUCCCCCGGCCUGGCCAGGGCGGGCUGUUGUUGAGCCUGAUCGUAAGACUUGGGACGGUCCAAAGCCUAUAUCAAUUGUUGGAUCCACUGGCUCUAUUGGAACUCAGACAUUGGACAUAGUUGCGGAGAAUCCAGACAAGUUCAGAGUCGUGGCACUUGCGGCUGGUUCAAAUGUCACUCUUCUUGCUGAUCAGGUCAAGACCUUUAAACCUCAAUUAGUUGCUGUCAGAAAUGAGUCAUUAGUUGAUGAACUCAAAGAGGCUUUGGUGGAUGCUGAACACAAGCCUGAAAUUAUUCCUGGAGAGCAGGGCGUCAUUGAGGUUGCCCGCCACCCGGAUGCCGUCACUGUAGUAACAGGAAUAGUUGGUUGUGCAGGAUUAAAGCCUACAGUGGCUGCCAUAGAAGCGGGGAAAGACAUAGCCUUGGCCAAUAAAGAGACCUUAAUUGCUGGCGGUCCUUUUGUCCUUCCUCUUGCUAACAAGCAUAAAGUGAAAAUUCUUCCUGCCGAUUCAGAACAUUCUGCUAUAUUCCAGUGUAUUCAAGGUUUGCCAGAGGGUGCACUUAGGCGCAUUAUUUUAACUGCAUCUGGCGGAGCUUUUAGGGAUUGGCCGGUUGAUAAACUGAAAGAAGUUAAAGUAGCUGAUGCCUUGAAGCAUCCUAACUGGAAUAUGGGGAAAAAGAUUACGGUGGACUCUGCUACCCUUUUCAAUAAGGGUCUAGAAGUUAUUGAAGCUCACUAUCUUUAUGGGUCUGAAUAUGAUGAUAUUGAGAUUGUUAUUCACCCCCAGUCCAUCAUACACUCAAUGGUUGAGACACAGGAUUCAUCUGUCCUUGCACAGUUGGGAUGGCCUGAUAUGCGUCUACCAAUCCUCUACACAUUAUCCUGGCCAGACAGAAUUUACUGCUCUGAGAUUACUUGGCCCCGCCUUGAUCUGUGCAAGCUUGGUUCUUUGACAUUUAAAGCUCCUGACAAUGUGAAAUACCCAUCCAUGGAUUUGGCUUAUGCUGCUGGGCGAGCUGGAGGCACCAUGACUGGAGUUCUUAGUGCAGCUAACGAGAAAGCUGUUGAACUGUUUAUCGAUGAAAAGAUCAACUACCUGGACAUUUUUAAGGUCGUGGAGCUAACAUGUGAUAAGCAUGAGGCAGAGCUGGUGUCCUCGCCUUCGCUUGAGGAAAUCAUACAUUAUGACUUGUGGGCACGGCGAUAUGCUGCCAGUUUCCAACCCUCAGCUGGUUUGAGUCCGGUUCUUGUAUGACUACUCCACAUUCGAGUCGAAAAUGUUGGUUACAGAAUUGUUGUAUGCAUCCCCCAAAUGGACAUCUUUGUUGAGGUAUGCCAAGCAGGAAGCCAAAUUGUGUAGCAUUGUUGAAGAUGAAUAAGUCUCUGUAUUCCAUCUAUAGGUUUUAAAUCAAUGUAUUCAGUUCUUUCUUCAGCAUGUGUAGUGAAGAACUCAUCUCCAAAUAUAUGAGGGAUGGUCAUAUUAAAUAUUGAAAUAUCCGUAAUUGAUUGGAUCAUUUAAGCUUUAAGAGUUUG
Ilex paraguariensis (yerba mate) is the source of this 1912-nucleotide messenger RNA. The record is from the annotation of a GenBank genome assembly. Lineage: Eukaryota; Viridiplantae; Streptophyta; Magnoliopsida; Aquifoliales; Aquifoliaceae.